AUGCCGUCGAUAAAGAGACAAGCUUCCGACAGCUUCAGCCAGCCGCAGGCAUUGGUCAAGAGGCAGAAGUCCAGUUCAGAUCUAAACGACAACAAGGCCGUUACCGUUGGCGCAAAAGACCAAAAUGGCACUCUCGUGCCCUCUGCACUUCGUACCAGCGGACUAGCUGCUCCCAUCAUGGAGUUGGCUGGACAUUCCGGGGAGGUUUUCGCAACCAGAUUCGAUCCCACCGGCCAACAUAUCGCUUCUGGGUCCAUGGACCGAUCAAUAAUGCUUUGGAAUACGUAUGGACAGUGUGACAACUAUGGAAUUAUGACUGGCCAUAAGGGUGCUGUUUUGGAUUUGCAGUGGUCACGCGAUUCGAGAACCAUAUACUCCGCGUCUGCCGACAUGACUAUUGCGAGCUGGGACCUCGAAACAGGUUUGAGGAUACGCAAACACGUUGGCCACGAGGAGGUUAUAAAUUGCCUGGAUCUAAGCAGACGUGGUCAAGACCUGUUACUCAGCGGGAGCGAUGACGGGUGCAUCGGGAUAUGGGACCCUCGCCAAAAGGCGGCAGUUGAUUACAUCGAAACAGACUUCCCAAUCACAGCAGUAGCUAUGGCAGAGCAGGGCCAUGAGAUCUACUCAGGUGGUAUUGACAACGAUAUCAAGGUCUGGGAUGCUCGCAAGAUGGAAAUAACCUACUCACUGAGUGGCCACCAAGAUACGAUCACCUCGUUGGAAGUUUCACCCGACUCGCAAACAUUGUUGUCCAAUUCGCACGACUCUACCGUGCGGACUUGGGAUAUAAGACCCUUUGCUCCAGUCGAUCGUGCUAUACAGACUUAUGACGGAGCGCCUUCGGGGUUUGAAAAGAACCUGACACGAGCGAGUUGGAGUCCAAAAGGAGACAAGAUUUGCACUGGUUCUGGUGAUCGGACAGUAGUGAUCUGGGACACUCGAUCCGCGAAAUUACUCUAUAAGCUCCCUGGGCAUAAAGGAACGGUGAAUGAUGUACGGUUUUCGCCCACCGAAGAAACAAUCAUCGUUUCUGGCUCGACAGACCGAAAUCUCAUUCUCGGCGAGUUGGGAAGGUGA
This is a messenger RNA of Cladophialophora psammophila CBS 110553, 1080 nucleotides long. RefSeq lists its product as uncharacterized. NCBI's taxonomy places the organism in Eukaryota, Fungi, Ascomycota, Eurotiomycetes, Chaetothyriales, Herpotrichiellaceae. Gene Ontology annotation, molecular function: RNA binding; protein binding. Gene Ontology annotation, cellular component: catalytic step 2 spliceosome. The transcript has 3 exons. The coding region runs from base 1 to 1080 and encodes 359 amino acids. The record is from RefSeq and is a predicted model, not a curated record.